GGUACGAGGCAACUUCCUACCUAAGUUUUUCUUCUUUGACGUGUGAAACGCGUGCGAACGUCGACACAUUCCCAGAAUUAUUAUACUAGUAAAGGCCCUACUUGUGGGGUUGGUGGGUGUCAUCAAGCCAGUAAGAUGCCACAUUUCUGCAAGAUCACCCAAUAAGAUUCCACAUUCUUGCAAGAUCGCCACACUGUAAUGUCUCUUGAUAUAAAGGGUACUCAUCACGGCACAAGAAAGAGAGAGCAAGUUUCCUUCUAGUUCAUCUUUUUCAGGCUUAUCAUUUAUGCCUAACUUUGACAUCUGACCCUACAAGAAGGGCAUUCGAUUCAACCUCCUCUGUGAUGCUUAUUUGCUUCUUGGUCACCUCCUCCCUCUCCUUCCUCCUCCUUUUAUUGAAGUCCCGCCCUCUCAAGAUUCUCUCUUCGCGGCGGACAUGCUUCCGUGUCUCUCUGGUCCUCGAUCGCCACCGUAGUCCUGUUCCCGUUCGGCCCCUGAGAUUGUCCGUGAAGGAGAAGAUGAGUCCAGCUUCAGGAGCAGACAAUGCAGAGGAGUCCAAAGGAGGAGUGUCGCCGCUGUUGGACUUGCCGGAGCUCGCUCUGGAAUGCAUUCUCGAGAAGCUCCCGCCGGAUGGGCUCUUGAGCAUGUCUGGCGUGUGCACGGCUUUGAGAGAUAGGUGCAGGAGUGACUAUUUCUGGGACAAGCACAUGAAGCAGAAAUGGGACAGAGUGGUUGGUCCAUCAGCUUCUAAGGUGUGGCAAUUGGGCCUUGCUUCAAGGAGGGAUAAUGGUGAUUCAAAUCAAGGGAAGCAAAAGGGGUUGUUGAGGUUGUUUUCUCUCGUCUGGCCUUGUUCAUGGGCUGGUGAGAGGAUCAAUAUCGGUCAAGACCGGACGUGUUCUCUGCCACAUGAUUCAUCGGUCAUGUCUUGGUAUAUUGCACUUGAGACUGGGAGGUUCUGGUUCCCUGCUCAAGUCUAUAACCGUGAGAACGGGCAUGCUGGGUUUAUGUUGUCUUGCUAUGAUGCUGAGCUCAGCUAUGAUUUUCAAACCGACACCUUCAGAGCCAGGUAUCCCCCGCAUGGAAGGAGGGCGAUGGCGCUGGAGACCGGGGUGACGUGGGAAAGGCUGAGGUCCCCUCCGGUCGAUACUUCUCCACACGACCUUCAUUUGUCCGAUUGUUUGAAGGAUCUGUGCCCUGGUGACCAUGUGGAGAUUCAGUGGAGAAGAAACAAAGAGUUUCCAUAUGGUUGGUGGUACGGCGUCGUCGGUCAUCUGGAAUCAUGUGACAGGAACGAAAACUACUGCCGUUGCCUUAGCAGCGAUGCUGUGGUUCUGGAAUUCAAUCAGUAUUCAGCAGGGUCGCGGUGGAGUCGCACAACCAUAGACAGGCGAAACCACAGGGAGGAAGGGAACGAGGUCGACGGAUUCUAUGGAGGAAUCAGAAAGCUCAGGACCGACGACGAGAUUUCUGCGUGGAAGCGGAUCUGGCCAACUGGACUACUAGAAUAGGUUAUGUCCCCAACAGCCUGCUUUGAGCACACGGCGAGGAUAAUUAUGGAACGGUUCCCCCCAUUCAAGGAGAGCUCUGUUGAAUAUUUUUACUCAGCGAAAGUGGCUCGAUAGAAGCUGAAACUCAGUCAGUUGGAUGAAUGCGAAAGUUCUUUUUCUCCCCCCUCUCCACGAUGAUUGGAGAUUAAUUUGCAUCUCAGCAAUUCCGGCGAAUCGCUUUCUUUAUUGAUGGAUACAUGAUGUAGCAUAUACAAAUGAAGGAAUAAAAUGUGACUUUUGCCUUCUCUUGAACAAAA
Molecule: messenger RNA, 1804 nt
Organism: Rhodamnia argentea
Lineage: Eukaryota; Viridiplantae; Streptophyta; Magnoliopsida; Myrtales; Myrtaceae
Product: F-box protein At2g32560-like
Exons: 5
Coding region: 345-1508 (387 amino acids)
Molecular function (GO): protein binding
Source: RefSeq, a predicted model, not a curated record